Molecule: messenger RNA, 2646 nt
Organism: Zootoca vivipara (common lizard)
Lineage: Eukaryota; Metazoa; Chordata; Lepidosauria; Squamata; Lacertidae
Source: RefSeq, a predicted model, not a curated record
UCCACUAUUGAGUCUGGCAACCCUACAUGCACAACUCAGCAUCCUCCGUUUGGACAAGCAAGACUCAUUAUACUUCCAAGAACUCAUUCUAGCCAGACAAAAACACUCAAGAAAGAGCAGGAUCAGCCCCUUGACCUAAGGUUUCUGGGCAUUGUACCCAGCUGGCUGAAUGAUCCUUUUACUCCAAAAGUCGUUCAUCUGCACUAUUACGUGCUAUUAAGAACUGUAUGUUAAAACAGUUUACAUUGGAUGAUUAAUCUCAUUUUUUUUUUGACAUUUGCAGAAAUACAUUUGAUACUUGAGCUUAACUUCUAUAAAGCGCAGUUACUUGUAUUAGUAAAUAUAAUUCCAACAUUUGAUACUUUACAGAUUACAUUCUAGAAUAGGGACAACGCCCAUAAUCCCCAAUCAUUGGUUUACUUACUUAGCAGCUGUGGCCUUUUCUCCCUCCUUUCCCUAUUUCCUCUAUUAGUUGCUUUCAUUUUCAGUUCAAAAGAUCACCAUUACAUUGCUGAUGUGAUUCUCCUUAGGAUGCAAGAUUUGUAACAGAAUUUCCGAUAGAUAGGGAGAAAUGGAACAUUUGUGGAAACACAUUUUUCAAAAUGGCUCCUGCAGUUUUGAGCAGACUCCUCCUGAAUCCCUGAGAGGCAACAGAGGCUCCUUUAUGGUGUGGGGUUUCAGGUCUGAAAAGUGCCCUGCCACCUGGCACUGGAGUCCUCGUAGCUGUGAUAAGGACAAAACAGCUUCACCGCAGCAGGAAGAGGAGCAGCGGUGGCAGGAUCAAGUCGACUCUUGUAAUGCCUGCCUUCCGCUUAUCAUUGAGCUAGAAAGACAUGAGUUCAAAAGUCAGAGGAGACUUGUCAGAAUGCGGCAUCACAGAACUCCUUGUUUCAUCUUGACUUUCCUGCUCUCCUCGAAGUGCACUGUGACAAGGAGACGUCAAGGACAGUGUCGAGGGAGCUGCGUAUAAACCAGGCAAGGCCAUGGGCUUGAGCUAUGCCAGCCUUCACGUCUCCUACAAGCUCAAGCUGCUCAUGCUAUUCACCUUGUGUGUCUUAUUGGUGGGCUGGGCCACUUCCACUUACCUAGUGGAUGCUGUGCACGAAACUCCAAGAGCAAAAAGCAUCGUGGGGAGUUUCCGAAAACCAACCACUAUCACAGAGGAGCGAACGGAAAAUCCAAACAAGAACACCAUGCCUACUGUGAAACUGCCCAUAAUGAAGCCCCUGUGUCCCUCUCUGUCUCCGUAUCUGCGAGGCCCUAGCAAGCUUUUCUUUAAGGCAUCUCUCACCCUGGAGGAGGUGCAGAAAGAGAAUCCUCAAGUGUCAAAGGGGCGCCAUCGCCCAGAAGGCUGCUCAGCUCAGCAACGUGUCGCAAUAUUGAUUCCACAUCGCAACCGAGAGAAGCACCUGUUGUACCUGCUGGAGCACCUUCACCCAUUUCUGCAGCGGCAGCAGCUGGACUAUGGCAUUUAUAUCAUCCACCAGGCUGGCAGUGCCACGUUUAACAGAGCAAAACUGCUGAAUGUGGGGUACUUGGAGGCCCUGAAGGAAGAGAACUGGGAUUGUUUCAUAUUCCAUGACGUGGACUUGGUACCAGAGAAUGACUUCAACAUUUACAUGUGUGGCAGUCAGCCAAAGCACUUGGUGGUGGGUAGAAACAGUACAGGCUACAGGUUGCGUUACCAAGGAUACUUUGGAGGCGUAACUGCUCUAACAAGAGAGCAAUUUUCCAAGGUGAAUGGAUUUUCUAACAACUACUGGGGCUGGGGAGCAGAGGAUGAUGACCUCCGCAUCAGAGUUGAAAUGCAGAAGAUGAAGGUUAUCCGGCCUUCUCCUCAUGUGGCCAAAUACACGAUGAUCUUCCACACAAGAGACCGAGGCAAUGAAGCAAAUCGACAGAGAAUGAAACUCUUGCGUCAGGUACCUCAAGUGUGGAAAACAGACGGGCUGAACUCCUGCUCUUACAAGCUGCUCUCCGUGGAACACAACCCUUUGUACACCAACAUCACAGUGGACUUUGGCAGGCCGACCAAGAUUUCAUAACCAUCUCUUGUGCCUAAUGAACUGUAUGGGUAACGGAAGACAACUUCCAGGACCGACAACAAGCACCUACCUUUUUGUUGGUGGUUUCAACUGAAUCAAGUACAUUACAGGGGGAAGAAUAGGGUUCCCCCCGCACCCGAUCUCUAGUAGCUUUGUUAGAUGUUUCUUCCUGGACUUCAGGACAGUACUGGCCAGUUGGCGACUGCAGUUAACUUGAAUAACUCUAUGAUCAUGGUUUUUUCUUUGAUUAAAAAUAUUAAUUCCUUCCUCUGGAGGGAAUUGACUUCCACUGCCUGAAAGCUAUCUGUUUUGAUAGCUGAUGUUGAAUCUCCACCAUUUUAAAGUGGAAACAGGGAUAUAAGGACAAUACUGCCAUGCUUUUUCCAAGGUGCAAAGAUAAAGGGCUUCUUUACCCAAUGGACAAUUCUUUUUAAAAUAGAAUAGCCAUGUUGGAAAUGGCUUUUUCUUCAGCCAGUUGAACAAGCAUUCAUCAUAACCUCUUGAGGUAAAGGUAUUUGAUGCCAUUGUGUUAAGAAUACCCACAGUGAGAAUGAGGGAGAUUUGAAAACUCUGAAUAAAAUAUGGAGCAUAUUGAAAAGCA